AUGACCAAAGAGAGUUUCGGUUUGGACACCGCCGUGCCACAGCCACUGUGUGUCCAUCCUUACGCGGGAGGACCACAGUUGACCGAUCUUUGCGCCGGGGGCAAUGCUUCGUUGUUCCUGACGAUGUUGAAUGCCCUCCUGAUUACAAAUCCAAAGAUCGGAGAUCCAUGCGGCCGCAUCGAGACGAUCAGUAAGCCAGCUACCUCGUACGAUUUCAUCGUCGUCGGUGCUGGAGCUGCCGGUGCGGUUGUCGCCUCAAGAUUGAGCGAAAACCCGAAAUGGAAUGUUCUCCUAGUCGAAGCGGGCCCUGAUGAGCCAGCAGGAGCCGAAGUGCCUAGUUUCUACCAACUCUAUCUCGGAAGUUCCGAGUUGAAUUGGAACUAUGUAACAUCCAACGAAUCGUAUGCCUGUCUGAAUAAUAACGGCCAUUGUUCUUGGCCACGUGGUAAGAAUCUCGGUGGAAAUACGCUUCACCAUGGUAUGGCUUACCAUCGAGGACACCGGAAAGAUUACGAACGUUGGGUUGAAGAGGGAAGCACGGGUUGGUCGUGGGAUGAGGUAAUCCCGUAUUUCAAGAAAUCGGAGGAUAACAGAGAAAUCGGUCGAGUUAGCGCCAAGUAUCACGGCACUGGAGGGCUGAUGACGGUCGAAAGAUUCCCAUGGCAACCUCCGUUCACUAAAAGUAUUAUGGAGGCAGCGGAUGAAUGUGGGUAUGGCACUACCGAAGAUAUGACCGGUGAUCAGAUCACUGGGUUUACGGUCGCUCAGGCCAUCAGCAAGGAUGGCGUGAGACUGACCAGCGUCGCAUCGUUCAUAAGGCCAUUCAGACAUCGCAAGAACCUUGCGGUAGCGACGAACACGUUGGCUUCAAAAAUUCUGUUCCGUAAGAAAAAGGUGACCGGCGUGGAAAUAAUAAUGAAUGGAAAGAAACACAUCGUUAAAGCAAAACACGAAGUGAUCGUUUCCGGGGGCACGAUAAACUCGCCUCAGCUGUUGCUCCUGUCUGGAGUCGGGCCGAAAGAACACCUGAAAUCCGUCAAAGUCCCUGUCGUUCAUCAUCUGCCGGGCGUCGGCGAGAACUGCCACAACCAUCAGUCGUAUGCGCUGGACUUCACCUUGGACAGUCCUAACUUCAACGAACUGAAUACAGAUAGCGUGGACCAGUAUCUGGCGACUCAAACCGGGCCAAUGUCGGGCUCAGGCUUGGCUCAAGUAACAGGAAUCGUAGCAUCCAAAUAUACGACUCCCGACGAUCCGGAUAUCCAAAUAUUCCAUGCCGGCUAUCAGGCCGUAUGCAACAGCAGUUCACAGGUCGGCGACUUGGGCAGCGGCGGUGCCAAAAUAAGAAUCAGAUUCUCGGCCGUCAAUCUACACCCGUCUAGCAGAGGACGUAUUACGCUCAGGGACAAUAAUCCGCAGAGUGCACCGUUUAUCUGGAGCAACGACCUGGCUACCGAGCACGAUGUUAGCGUCGUAAUGGAAGGAGUUCGCGUUAUACUUAACAUGACAAAUUCCAAUACCAUGAAGAAGCUCGGCAUAGAAAUGGUUAAGAUCGAUAUAAAACAAUGUAGUGACUUCGAAGAAGGCAGCGAUGAUUAUUGGAAGUGCAUCAUUCGUUACGACACAAGACCGGAAAACCAUCAGGCCGGUACUUGUAAAAUGGGCCAAGCUUCCGAUCCUAUGGCAGUAGUCGACCCACGAUUGAAGGUGCACGGAAUGGAAGGACUGAGGGUGGCCGACGCCUCCAUCAUGCCACGGGUGGUAUCGGGUAAUCCAGUCGCAGCCAUAAACAUGAUCGGAGAAAGGGCAGCUGAGUUUAUCAAGGAAGACUGGGGAUUCAAAGCGUGAGAUGCUUGGGUUCCGCAUCUCUGAUACGUGGCGCGCGAAAUAUUUGAAAUAAAGAGUCGAUUUUUAUUGACACUCGUGGACGCAAAUGCUUGACGCUCUGCCAAGCGCGAACACGAACGCGCGGCCGCACAUUUAAACGACUGCAUAAAGUUAUAUCCGCCUAUAUAAUAAUAAUUAUCUGUACUUUAUCUUUGAUUUUAUGCUUACUAACACUUGUGCAAGUGUUUACAGAUGAAUCUUGUUC
Molecule: messenger RNA, 2092 nt
Organism: Dufourea novaeangliae
Lineage: Eukaryota; Metazoa; Arthropoda; Insecta; Hymenoptera; Halictidae
Product: glucose dehydrogenase [FAD, quinone]-like
Exons: 9
Coding region: 1-1848 (615 amino acids)
Molecular function (GO): flavin adenine dinucleotide binding; oxidoreductase activity, acting on CH-OH group of donors
Source: RefSeq, a predicted model, not a curated record